Pyrus x bretschneideri (Chinese white pear) is the source of this 724-nucleotide messenger RNA. RefSeq names its product BON1-associated protein 2-like. The record is from RefSeq and is a predicted model, not a curated record. The transcript has a single exon. Gene Ontology annotation, biological process: defense response. The coding region runs from base 80 to 616 and encodes 178 amino acids. Lineage: Eukaryota; Viridiplantae; Streptophyta; Magnoliopsida; Rosales; Rosaceae.
CACGCCUAUUUCCUCUCAUCGCCUCUCACAAUUCCCCUAAUCUAACACAACACCUUACGCUCACCCUUCAUCCACCACCAUGGCAGCCAAUUUCCGGACGCUCGAAAUCACAGUGAUCUCCGCCGAGAACCUGCAAUUAGAUCAAAAACCCAUUAAGACAAACGCCUCCGUGACCGUCCGGACGGACACCAACAGCCAGUUUCGCACCACGGAGAGGGACACCGAAGGCGGUGCCUACCCACGGUGGAACGAGAAGCUCGUGCUCGACUUGCCUACGCACUCCAAGUCCAUCACGGUGGAGGUCCAAUGCAAGACCGCGUACGGCGUCAGGACGUUCGGAACGGCGACGGUUCCGGCAUCGGAUUUUGUUGGCGCUUAUGUGCCGGAGGGUUACCCGCAUUUUUUGAGCUACAGGCUGAGAGAUUACAAGGGGGAGAGGAAUGGGGUUAUUAAUAUUUCUGUCAGGAUGAAGGUUCCGGAGAUGUACGCUUGUGCAAGUUCAACAACGUCGUCUCACUCGAGGAUGGGGUUUCCGGCGGCUGGGAACCAUAGUUUUGGUGGUGGCGUUGCGAUUGGAGUUCCAGUUUGGUACGGUGCCUAUCAGAAAAAUUAUUGAAGAUCCAAGUCACAAUAUUUUGUGCGUAAAUAUUAGAGGAUUUAGACUUCUGAUUAAGGAUUGUGUUCUUGAAGGAAAUUUUAUGCAACCAUUUAAUUCAUUGUUUUA